CCAGAAAGAGGGCGAAAUUUUCAAUUUGACCUUUAGAGAGCUUCCAGAUGACGAUGAGCACGAGGCAUAUGUGUACAUGACAGUCUUAAAGGAACUGGACUAUAAAACAGCAAACUUUUAUUCAUUCAACAUAGAAGCUGAGGAUAGCGGUCACAACCCUACGAGGCCAAAAGACGUUAGAGCCAGCGUUACUGUUAAGGAUCGCAGAGAUUCUAAGCCAGUUUGGAUAACAUACUUCAGUGUGCAGACGAUUGACGAACUCGUCGGAAAGAGUUUCACAUUCACAGCCAUUGAUGGAGAUACUGGGAUUAAUGCAUCCGUUUUAUACAGCAAGGUUUCUGAACAAAAUGAAAAUGCAAAUUACAUCAGCAUAGACAAACACACCGGCAUUUUAGACAUAAAGCCCAUUGACAGAGAUACAGACGAUCUGUCUGUGUACACAUUCCAAAUAGUAGCCUACGUGAAUGACACGGAUAAUCCAGGAGAUUGGAGCACCCCGCAAAGCGUCACUCUCUACAUCAAUGACUUGGACAACAAAUCACCAGUGAUUGUAACGAGGGAUAAAAUCGACUUCGAGUUUUUCGAAAACUUUGCCGGCAGCUUCGAGCACCCGAUCCUAAUUGAAGAUAAAGAUACGGGUGAAAAUGCUCAGUUCUCAGUAGCUCUAGAAAAGCUACCUGGUACAAAAAUUGAUUAUACUGAAGCGUUUAUUAUUACACCGAACGCUGGAUACAAAAACACCACCUAUUUCGACAUAUCAGUCAGGAAUAAGACGUAUUUGGAUUACGAAAACUCCGAUUGGAGAGAAAUAACGUUUAAUAUACUCGCGAAAGGAAAACUCGAUGACACAAAGCAAGACAGUCUAAAGAUUACAGUGAAUCUAAGAGAUCUGAACGAUGAGCGCCCAACAUUCGCCAAGUCUGAAUAUAUAACAGAACUUAAGGAAACCGCCAAAAAAGAAGAUUUUGUGAUUCAGGUAAUGGCCACAGACGCUGACGAAGAGGAUCAGAAAACAGGACUCAAUCACACCCUGUUAGGUCCGCAGAGAAUCCGGGACAGUCUAGAGGUUGAUCCAAAAACUGGCGUAGUGUCCGUGAAAAUAGACGAUGCCUUUGAUUAUGAUAAGGUGAACCCUGUCUUUUUUCAAGUGAAAGCAGAAGACAACGCGGAUCCGCCUCACUCUGCCACGGUUCCCGUCACCAUCAAUAUUCAGGACAUCAACAAUAAACCGCCCAGCAUACACACCGGAGAUCCAAUCCGAGUGAAAGAAAACCAAAAGAUUGGUACAAAAUUGGAAUGCACCAUCACAGCUGACGAUCCUGACACAACAGCAAAUUUAGUGGCCAGCCUGGACUGGGAGAAUUCGUACGCUAUGAAGAAUUCUAUAAAGCUAGCAGAUGUAAACUUGAAAAAUGCAACAGAGUUUCUAAAUAUCGAACAAACUCCGAUACCUCAUACCAGAGGCAUCAAAAUAGACCUCAAGGUGAAUGAUAAGAAUGAAGAUGAGACUUCCCCCGAUUUUGAAACGUUUGAUUCUCUAUACUUGAGUAUUACCGUUGAAGAUUUAGCAACAGACCCCGCAUUCAAGGAGACCAAAAGCAAGACCAAUGCACUACUCAUGAUCAGCAUAAUAGACGUGAAUGACAACGCCCCUUAUUUUCCUGAAGCUAGCGCGACGAAGCCUGAAAAUAGAACUGUGACUGAGAAAACUACAAUCGGCACUCCGUUGGGUUAUUCAAUUCAAGCAAUUGAUGUUGAUCUUAAUGAUACAAUCACCUAUGCAUGCCUGCCCGACGACGAAAGGUACGACUGGUUGACGGUGGACUCCCAGACUGGAGCGUUUUCUGUCAAAAGCGAUCAAAUUGAUGCUGAUAUUCCGUUAUACUACUUCAACUAUACCUGCAUAGCUCAUGAUAAAGUUAAUCACCAAUCAGAACCACUCAAGGUAGCUUUUUACAUAAUUGAUACCAACGACAAGACGCCUGCUUUUAACCUGGAUCCUGGUGACAUCCACAUCGACGAAGAGGUUGAUAAGGAUACGAAUGUCAAAGAAAUAAAUCCAACUGACGGAGAUCGGGACCGAAGGUACAACAAAGUCGUGUGUAGCAUUACAGGCGACGAGAAAUGUCGUCAGCAAUUCAUAGUAUAUGAAAGUAACAUAAUCCAAGUGAGGAAUGGCGGAACAGCUAUCGAUAGAGACACCAUGGACGAUCCGACCUUUGAGUGCAAAGUUAAGUGUGAGGAUUGUCCGGAUUGUCAAAGCCGGAGGUUUUCCGAACAUACGUGCAAGAUCAUACUGGACGAUGUUAAUGAUAACCCCCCAAAACUGAAGACGGAUAAUAUGGAUGCUUCCGAAAGCAUAAAAAAGGGCCAGCUCGUCCAGGAAAUCAUAGCUGAAGACAGGGACCAAGGUGCUAACGCUGAAAUAGAAUUUAGUAUUACUUUUGUGGAAGGUAAAGAUGGAACAGACUGCUCUCAUCUGUUUAGCGUCUUGCGAGACGGAACUUCUGUGGACAAAACACACAAGAAAACUAGCUUCAUGGCUAAAGAGGACUUACAAGGAUAUUUUGGAACGUACACGGUUUCUUUUCAUCUAUGCGACAAGGGUGAACCUCGUCUAUGUGGCGACUACAAAAGUACGUUGAAAUUAGAGAAAUUCAAUUUCAUUGAGCCUAGGUUUGUCUAUCCUGAAAAAGAUGAACAAAACUUCAUAUUGCUAUCUGUGCAACAACAAAACAGUCCUUUGAUAUUAUUUAGAAGCAAAGACCAUCUACAAGACUUCUCUGUGGCUGAUAACAUUCAUACAAAUUCAUGUAUUAGAUGGGAUACGGAUAUAUAUUUCAAACAAAUUAAGCCUGCAGGUGAAACGUUUUUCAUGCUGGUCGGGAAAGAUAAAUGUGUAUACCAACUUCAAGUGAAAGGAAACUUCAAUCCCGACCUCGACAGUCAAUAUGAGCUGCAAUUAACAGCUGAUAUUAAGAAGAAGCCUGAAGAACGAAGUCCGGGAGAAGCAAAUUAUACUUCAAACAUAAAUAUUUUAGUAAACUUUCUCUCUAAUGCACAAGAACCGACGUUUGUAGAUUGCAAAACUCAAGUAUUCGAGGUGAAUUUUUACGAAGAAGAUGUUAACCAAAAUUAUACCAUAUGCCAGGCAAAGUAUCAAAUCGACGACCCAGAUCUGCAGAUAUUCUAUUACCUUGUCAGUGAUGACGAAACUAUCCAUUCGAUCUUCAAAGUGAACAGCGCGACAGGCAUGAUAACGCUGGAUCAAAAACUAGACUUCGAGAAACAAGAAAAAUGCGAGUUUCAGAUCGUUGCCUCGAACGACACGAAUCCUUCCAGCGAAAACAGAAUGUCUUAUGCCAAUAUCGUCGUUAAUGUACUGGAUAUCAAUGACCACGCUCCCGAAUUCACACAUAAGCAAUACUUUGGUGCACUUAUGACUGGUUAUCGACAACCGUUCACUAUAAUAGAGCUUAAGGCUACAGAUGCAGAUAAGAUAGACGAAGGAAAACUUACGUACUCGAUAGUUGGAGAGAUUAGCCGCAAAGGAGAGGGUAUCCAAGAUAUCACAAACCCUUUUUAUAUCAACGAUGAAAACAGUGGUAUGAUCCUCUUGAACUUUACUGUUGAAGCCACCAUGUCCGGAUACUUUUCGUUUGAUGUCAUGGUAAAAGAUGUUCAGGAUGAUACUGGACAUGGUCCAUUUAACAGUACAGCACCAGUGACGAUAUUCAUAGUAACAAGUGACAACACUGUAAAAUUCCGAUUCGAAAAUACCGUAGAGGAGGUAAAAGAUCGUGAAGAUACGAUGUGUGAUGUCAUCAGCAACAUUCUCAAAUUAGAAGCACAUAGGCAGAUCAUAGAGAAAGAUAAAGAUAGCACGGGCAAGGAGCUGAACAUUACUGUCGCAAGCUUAUAUUUUAUCAAUAGGGCAGAUAAUUUGCAAACUUACAGUUUGAAUCAAGAGCCUGCAGGUGUGAUGGACGCAUCUUAUAUUCUCAGGCAAGUGAGAGACGUAGAAACCUACAUGCGAUUACAAAGGGAACUGAGGGCGAUCGCAAAUUUGAGCCUUCUUUCAUUUCCUAAUACGGACACGAUCUCGGAUGACUCGGACCUGUUGCGAGCUUGGCUCAUUGGGGUUUCUGUUGUCCUAGGCGCACUGUGCGUCAUGCUAUUAAUAUUCUUCAUCAUAAAAACUAGAAGACUGAGCAACAAAAUCAAAAAGCUGACAUCCAAACAAUUCGGAUCUCAGGAAUCAGGUCUGAAUAAUCUUGGUUUUGCUGCUCCAAACACAAACAAAAAUGCAAUAGAGGGUUCAAAUCCAGUAUUCAGAGAUGACGAUAUAAGGAAAGAUAGCAUAUUGAACUUUGCUAAUACAGAAUUCGAUCGAGCCAGCACAAGGAGUGGCGAUUCGGAGUUACAAGACGUCGAGUUGAACCCAGAGUUUGAUUUGGCGUUCGAUAAAAAUGAAGAUGCGACACAAACAUAAAAAUGUUCGCGUAGUGUAAUAAAUGUCAUAUAUUCUUAUUGUUAAGAUUAAUCUAUUUAUUAAUAAAAACUGUAUUAAGUUAUUAA
Acanthoscelides obtectus is the source of this 4578-nucleotide messenger RNA. Lineage: Eukaryota; Metazoa; Arthropoda; Insecta; Coleoptera; Chrysomelidae. The record is from the annotation of a GenBank genome assembly.